AUGAUCGUACCGCGCUCCUCUUGCCGGCUGGCGAGACAAUCACUCUCACAGCUUCAGUUCUGCCGGAGAUCAAAUCGCACCGCUCCCGCCGGCACGAUCCUCGGGCGCCAGACACAGCGGUACAUGAGCGCCGCCGCCUACCAGACCCCCGCAGGCUUGAAGGAUCUUCUGCGUGUAUCGGACGAAGUCGCCGACGCCGUUGCAACGAACAAGCCCGUUGUGGCUUUGGAGUCUACCAUAUACACUCACGGCGCGCUGGGUAAUGAUCUCGGUCUGGAGGACGUCGUCCGUCAGGGCGGUGGUGUGCCUGCUGUGUGCGGUAUUCUCAAUGGACAACCUGUCGUGGGUUUGAACGAGGAAGAAGUUGCUUUCAUGGUCAACUCUGGAACCGCCAGCAAGGUUUCCAGACGAGAUGUUGCUCACUUGGUCGGCUUGGGCAUGACCGGCCGUAAAGUUCACGGUGGCACAACCAUUGCCGGCACGAUGCUCCUCGCCCGCCUCGCCGGCAUCCGCAUCUUCGGCACCGGCGGCCUCGGCGGCGUCCACCGCGGCGGCGAAAACAGCAUGGACGUCUCUGCAGACCUCACUGAGCUCGGCCGCACCCGCGUAGCCGUCAUCAGCGCCGGCUGUAAGGGCUUCCUCGACAUCCCCCGCACUCUCGAGUUCCUCGAGACCCACGGCGCCUUCGUCGCCACCUUCGCCGAUGGCCGCACUGGCAAGGUCGACUUCCCCGCCUUCUGGGUCCGCGAGAGCGGCACGAAGAGCCCCCUCGUCGUCGAGACCGAGCGCGAGGCCGCCGCCAUGAUCCUCGCCCAGGAGAGGCUGAACAUUGAGUCCGGCAUGCUCUUCGCCAACCCCAUCCCCGAAGAACACGCGAUCCCUCGUGAAGAGAUGGACGUCGUCAUCGAGACGGCCGUCAACGAGGCUCUGGAGAAGGGCUUCACGGGAGCGAGAAACACCCCGUACGUCCUCGGCAGGAUCAGGGCGCUGACAGAGGAGAGGAGCACGCUGGCCAACGUGGCGCUGGUGAGGAACAACGUGGCGCGGGCCACCCAGAUCGCCGUCGAGCUGUCCAAAAUGCUGAACGAGGGCACGGAGUCCGUCUCUUCAAGCAAAUUAUUUGCCGGAUAUGACGCUGCUGCAAAGCCUGCGACGAAAGUCGAAGCCCCUAAGUCGAGCAAGGCGGAUGUCCUCGUUGCAGGCUCGGUAGCUAUCGAUCUAAGCUGUGACUACCAUCCUCUGGGCGACGUUAAGGAGAUCUCGCCUCACAUGCACACUUCCAACCCCGCUUGUAUCAACCAGUCCAUCGGCGGUGUCGGUCACAAUGUUGCCCUCGCCGCACACAGAGUGAGCAAGGAUGUGAGCGUCCGCCUUUGCAGCAUGGUUGGAGACGAUGUCGCCGGGAAGACGGUCCUGUCCUCUCUCGAGUCAUCCGGCCUCGACACGACCUACAUCCGCCAACUUGGGUCCGAGUACCACCACUCGAACCGCACCGCCCAGUAUGUCGCCGUCAACGACGCCGAGAAGAACCUCGUGGUCGCCAUGGCCGACAUGGGAAUCUUUGCCAACCACUCCUUCCCCGAAUACUGGAAGUCUGCCGUCUCGGGCGCGAAGCCCGGCUGGCUCGUCGUCGACGGCAAUUGGAGCCCCAAGGACAUCCGCGCCUGGAUCCAGGCCGGCCGCGAGCAGGCUUGCGGCGUCGCCUUCGAGCCCGUCUCGACGGCCAAGUCGAUCGGUCUCUUCCCCAGGGAGCACCCUCACCUGGGCGUCUUCCCGAACCCGGGCAUUGACAUUGCGUCGCCGAAUAACUUUGAGCUGACGGCCAUGUACACGGCUGCCAAGGAGAACGGCUUCUUCGAUACGCCGGAGUGGUUUGAGGUCAUCGAUGCGUUCAACAUGCGCGGCGCGAGGGAUCGCUUUGUGCAGCUUACGUCCGCGGAGAUGACGGAUGCGGGUAUUCCGGUGCAGACUAUCCACCUUCUGCCGUACAUCCCCACGCUCGUGACGAAGCUAGGAUCAAAGGGAGUGCUUUUGACUACGAUCCUGGGACGGGAUGAUCCCCGUCUCAAGGACAGGAAUGAGGAGAGAUGGCUUCUUACGAGGGCGCCUGUUGAUCAUCCUACUGUUGGAGGCGUGUACAUGCGUCUUUUCCCACCGGCGGAGAAGGUUGCGAUUGAGGACAUUGUGUCAGUCAAUGGUGUUGGAGAUACCUUCUUGGGUGUCAUGAUUGCGGGCUUGGCAAAGGGAGGCAAGGUUCAGAACUUGAUUGAUGUUGCGCAGAAGGCGGCGGUAUUGACUUUGAAGAGCCAUGAGAGUGUGAGCCCGGAUUUGGGUCGGCUGGACGAGGCGUUGAAGGCUGCAGUGAGGCCCUGA
Colletotrichum chrysophilum is the source of this 2373-nucleotide messenger RNA. RefSeq lists its product as uncharacterized. The transcript is spliced from 4 exons. Gene Ontology annotation, molecular function: pseudouridylate synthase activity. Lineage: Eukaryota; Fungi; Ascomycota; Sordariomycetes; Glomerellales; Glomerellaceae. The record is from RefSeq and is a predicted model, not a curated record. Bases 1 to 2373 code for a protein of 790 amino acids.